Molecule: messenger RNA, 2436 nt
Organism: Schistocerca gregaria
Lineage: Eukaryota; Metazoa; Arthropoda; Insecta; Orthoptera; Acrididae
Product: protein PFC0760c-like
Exons: 2
Coding region: 1-2436 (811 amino acids)
Source: RefSeq, a predicted model, not a curated record
AUGCCUUGCUUAGCGAAUGCGCCUGCAACAAUUUCACCAUCUGAUAAUAAGGACCCAGGAAGAGCAAUACGAAGGAAACGAAGGAAAGGCCACGGCUUCCGCUACGAAGAGCGAGUCAUCGCGCUGGUCUUCCUCCGCUGCCUCACAAAUCAGCUCCCUAACUUCGAGCUGACGUCCGACAACCGCAGUGUUUGGGACAUAUUUGAUGAUAUCGUUGUUACGUGGAACAGUCUUGAUGACAAGUACAUCUUGCUGGUGCAGCUGAAACACAAGGUAUCUAAGAAGUACAAAGUGCUCAGGGAAGCCCAUCUGUUUCCAAAGAAGAAAAAUAAAUCGAAUGAUAAAUCAGUUGUUAAUGCUGAUGAGUGUACUGAUGACUUCCCGAUCACACUGCCAAAAACUACGGCGGUUACUAUGUCAACGGCUAAGCCGACGGCAAUGCUGUCUAUACCAAUGACUGUGUCGAAAAAAAAUUAUGUCUUGGACUGUGUUACUGACUGUGAUGAUUAUGCUGGUGAUUGUGAUAACAAUGACUACGCCGAUGAUUGUGAUGAUUAUCCUGACGACUGUGAUGACAACCAUCUCAAUGACUUUGUCGAUGGCUUUGAUGACUAUGCUGAUGACUAUGUCAAUGACUGUGUCGAUGAUUGUGAUGAUUUCGCUGACGACUGUGAUGACAACUAUGUCAAUGACUAUGUAGAUGAUUGUGAUGAUUAUCCUGAUGACUAUGUCAAUGACUGUGUCGAUGAUUGUGAUGAUUUCGCUGACGACUGUGAUGACAACUAUGUCAAUGACUAUGUAGAUGAUUGUGAUGAUUAUCAUGAUGACUGUGUCAAUGACUGUGUCGAUGAUUGUGAUGAUUUCGCUGACGACUGUGAUGACAACUAUGUUAAUGACUAUGUAGAUGAUUCUGAUGAUUAUCCUGAUGACUGUGUCAAUGACUGUGUCGAUGAUUGUGAUGAUUUCGCUGACGACUGUGAUGACAACUAUGUCAAUGACUAUGUAGAUGAUUGUGAUGAUUAUCCUGAUGACUAUGUCAAUGACUGUGUCGAUGAUUGUGAUGAUUUCGCUGACAACUGUGAUGACAACUAUGUCAAUGACUAUGUAGAUGAUUCUGAUGAUUAUCCUGAUGACUAUGUCAAUGACUGUAUCAAUGAUUGUGAUGAUUUCGCUGACGACUGUGAUGACAACAAUGACUAUGUAGAUGAUUGUGAUGAUUAUCCUGAUGACUAUGUCAAUGACUGUGUCGAUGAUUGUGAUGAUUUCGCUGACGACUGUGAUGACAACUAUGUCAAUGACUAUGUAGAUGAUUGUGAUGAUUAUCCUGAUGACUAUGUCAAUGACUGUGUCGAUGAUUGUGAUGAUUUCGCUGACGACUGUGAUGACAACUAUGUCAAUGACUAUGUAGAUGAUUGUGAUGAUUAUCCUGAUGACUAUGUCAAUGACUGUGUCGAUGAUUGUGAUGAUUUCGCUGACGACUGUGAUGACAACUAUGUCAAUGACUAUGUAGAUGAUUGUGAUGAUUAUCCUGAUGACUAUGUCAAUGACUGUGUCGAUGAUUGUGAUGAUUUCGCUGACGACUGUGAUGACAACUAUGUCAAUGACUAUGUAGAUGAUUGUGAUGAUUAUCCUGAUGACUAUGUCAAUGACUGUGUCGAUGAUUGUGAUGAUUUCGCUGACGACUGUGAUGACAACUAUGUCAAUGACUUUGUCGAUGACUUUGAUGAUUAUGCUAACGACUUUGACGACAAUGACGAUUACAUUGUUGGCACCUCUGUCAACUACCAUAUGUUGGACUACCUCACCAACUAUUUCAAGAAGAAUGUCAAUGACGAUUCCGAUGACAAUUGCAGUGACAAUUCGAAUGAUAUAUCCUAUAAGAAACACCCGUUCGCCAUCAUCAAUUAUUCGAAGUCUUUCAAAAAGUUUAAAAAUAAACUACAGGAUUACAGCUGCUACUCAAUGGUGCUGUUAACUAACGUCCCUUUGAAGGGAAGUGCAGGUCCUUUCUCAAGGAUGAUAGUCGCAAACAAGGUUGCUGCGCCAUGUUCAAACAUUGUUGAGACAAACAAGCUGCUAGACUUGGGCGGCGACAUGUACAAACUCAAAGUCGAUGCGACUGUUUCGAAGGCAAUUAAAGACGACCGCGACUUUGUGGGGCAUUUCUUCUUUCAUUGUGGCCAAAAGCACGUUGAGCAAAUAAAGGAAGACAUCUGCAAGGAGCUGCAGCACCUGUUGGGCUGUCCUGGACUUGAAGAAACAAAUAGGGCAUGCGAAGAACUGUGCCAUUGUGUGGAGAAAUGGAAAGAUGGGCAAUGUAAAAACCCGGAAAAGCUAACCAGUAGCUGGUCUGAGUGGAAAGACAUUGAAAGUAGGUACAGUGUGUCGGGUGGCACCGGGAAGCACAGUGUAAUCAAUGACACCGCGAAAACCUGA